CUGUUAUACUGUUUUGUACCACUAUAUACAGUAUAUUAAUUGUAAUGCAUUCAGUCAGGGAAGACAGUGCAUGAAAUCUAUUUUGCAAGCGAGCUGAAAAUGUAGCUAUGAUUAAUUGAUAAAUGGUUGAAAUUGCUAAAAGUAAUGAAGACAUAGCUUGACGGACACACUGUUUAAAUAUUUAACUAAUGUACACAGAGCUGUAAUGUUAAAUGUUCAAAAGGAAGGGAUGAAUGGUAUCAAACAGGCUAAUGGUUGAAAUAUGGAGUUAAAAGAAAUUCAUAGAUCAUAGUUUGAAAAGUUCUAUAAACAGUUGUGGGGUUUUCCUUAAUAAUAUUGUCAGAUCUCACUUUAUAAUGUAACUAUGUGAUUUGGUGCCAUACAGAUACGUCUGAAUUGAAAUAGUUAGCCAAUAGUUAGGAAUAAACUGUUGAAAUAGUCUGUUAAAAGGUUAAAAUAUUUAAUUACUGAUUUAAUACGACUUGAUUAAUGAUUACGGCUGUGGCUCUAUUACACCCCAGUGCAAACGCUCUUAAUUGAAUAUGUGUAACUAGUUGAGAUGCCGUUAAAUCAGUUAAAGGAUUUUAAAGAAUGUUACUUUACAUUGCAUGCCUGGUGUUUUCCUGUUUUGGCCCAGGUGACCCCAGUUUUGUCAGUUCAAACAUUAUUCACACUGGCAGUGACAUGUCUACCUCAGCUAUAUGCACAUCCACAUCCUGCAGACCAAACACACUGAGGAAUCCCGCGGGAAAUAUUUUUCCUUGCAUCCAUGGCUGGAAUGAUGCCAUAACUUUAAAGUUUUAAGUAACAACUCAUAAGGAUCAAUGAGGAAGUUGUCUCCUCUUGUAAGAUCCGUUCCCUUCCCAGUUGUGAGUCAUAUGAAAUCUGGUGUCAGCUGCGGUUUUUUAAGAAUGAAAAAGUAGAAGUUGCGCUGGCUUUUUUUGACCAGCUCACCUCCGGCCCACUCACACACUCCGUGACUCACUGAUCCUGGGUGGAAGUGACAGGCGGCACAUUCUGCCCACACUUCUCUGCCGUGGACAUUCGUGUCAGCAUCUGUGUGCGUGCGUGUGAGCCGAUUACUGUGAAUUGUGUUUGAGUGUUUCUGGACAGGAACAACAAUUAUUGUACAUUGUUGGCAACAGCAGCAACAGGAAGUAACUACUGAAGACACAGACAUGGUAUAUUGCUUUCCCGGCACCCAAUAAUAGGGUGUCGGUCUUGUUUAUGUUCUGGGACUUCCUGUCGGUUUAUCCUCUGUGUUCGUCUGUGGAUUCUGUGAUGCUUCGGCAGAAGAUGGAGCAGAGCUCAUGCACAGAGGAUCGCAUCCAGCACGUCCUCGAGCGUUGCCUCUGCGACCUGGGUCUCGACACUCCUGACAAACAACUCUGGAACGCUGGGCUGUGCGUCAACCGCUGGUGUUUGGAGGAACUUGUGAAGAGAGAUCCUCGCAACUUCCUCAUCCUUCUACAGAAAAUACUGAGGAAAACAAAACAAGUGAUAGAGCAGCAUCAGUAUGAGCUGGUGGUGCCCCUCUCUCUCCUGUUCUCUUCUACCCUCCUAAAGGCUCCUUACGUGGCUCCGGACUGUGGCGUUGUGUGGGAGGCCUACCUGUUGUUCCGCAGUUUUCUGUCGUGGCCUGAGCCCUGCUGCUCCGCCAGUAAGCGCCUGCUGGGUAUCAUCCAGCAGGAGCUCAGAGCACCAGGUAUUUCAUUUCAAAGACUGGUGAGGACAGAGCAGUGGUUUUCCCCUGACAUUCACAGCUCUAAAACCCUGACGGUACUGUUAGUGAGCCCGGAUGAAGACGUCCCUCCAGAGGUCCAGUCGGUCUCUGAGCAGCUGAGCUGCACUCAGUCGUCCAACAGAGACGUUAUUAUCACGCUCAUCCAGCACAGCUUUCAGGCUGUUCUGGGCACCAAAUACCAGCUGCAGGCUCUUCGCACUGCCCUGCAGACAAAGCAGUCUGAGGAGUUGGAGCAGUUCCUGGCGACAGUGACAGAGAGCAUGGAGAUAGCAGCCUCCACAGCCGACUUCAGCACGGCGAGGCAGGGUCUACUGAACCGCAUGAAGAGGCUCAGGGAAAGUCUUGCUGUUCCUGUUGAAGCUGAUGACUGCCCAGACACUGGGACUGUUGAGACUUUCACGCUGCCUUCCCCCAAAUGCCACACGUGUUCUUGGGAGAACGACAACUUUGACUUUCUGAAUGACGUUCUCAGCAGCGCGUCAGACCUGGAUUCACCUGUGGACUGUUUCCUUAAAACAGAAGUAGAGGUGGAUGAUUUUAAUGACACCAGUGUGGAUGAGGAGGACGAGUUGGAGGGAAACAACGUGGACCAAGAGUUUCAAAACUACCGCAUCUCUACCGCAUCCUCUUCCUCUCUCUCCUCCAGCUGGUCUGUGCCAUCGGGCUCAUCGGGCGUGGACAGUGGCUUCGGCGAGGACACGGGGCAUGAGGACACAGAGGAGGGACAAGACAGCCGAACAACACCAGAAAGAAAGAAACCAAAAAAGAAGUCCAGGUCACUGUUAGGCAUAGAGCGCCUUUCCAUGCUGUUCAAGAAUCCCCGCAGCCCGAACGUUUGCCGCCGUGCCCAGAGCAUGGGUUAUCGUAGUGACUUCACCAAAGAUGUUCAGAGAACCGGGUCACUGCUCAAAAACUCCAGGCCCCUGUCCAGACAGGCGUCCGGCGCCACCGUAGAUCCUCUGUCCCCCCAGAAGCAUGUGUGUGUCCGCAGGAGGCCGAUCCUGAGCUGUGACGAGGGCGAUGUGGCACAAGUGCCCACGCUGGUCAAAGUGGUGGUGUUCGGAGGUGACAAAGAGGCCGGCAGGCUAGCCAGGGCCUACAGCGACCUGCAGCAGAAGGAGAGUACAUGUCCGAGACUCACCAAGACGUGCAAACUGCAGUUUUACUUUGUGCCCACCAAAAGGAGAAGUACAGGGAGUCCAGCAGGCCUCACACCAAGUGAAGGACAGACAGGAAGUUUAACCAAAGCGUCUAUGGAGAUGAGUGACCUUGUAGUGGAGGACAGUACGACACAUAUAGCCCAGAUGUUGGGCAUGGUGGAUCCCUGGUACGAGCGGAACGUCCUCAGUCUGCUCAGCCUGUCCUCUGACGUCCUCUGUCAGGCGGCCUGUAAGGACGGUGACGUCUCAGAGGGAAGUGGCAGCGUGGAGCGUCUUCCCCUGCUGGCUGAACUGGUGCUCUACUACUGCAGACAUGCAGACCAGCCUGUUCUGGUGCAGCUCUACCAGGCUGAGCUGACCCUGGCUGGAGGAGAACGGAGAAGGGAAGUGUUUGUUCAUUCUCUGGAGCUUGGGCACUCGGCUGGAACCAGAGCUGUAAAAGCCAUGGGUGCCGCCGGCAAAAGGUUCGGAAUCGGUGAAGAACGUCAGGCUGUCCCUUUAUCGCUGAGUGUGGCCUACAACAAGGUGGCUGUCAGUGGGAGGAGUCUGUGGACCCAGACGGAGAUAGUCUGCACAUCAAUUAACCUUCACACCGCCUGCAGGAAGCAUGAGCACCUAUGUGACGAUUCGAGAAUAGAGAGUCUGCAGCUGACAAUGACAGAAAUCCUGAAGAGGCACUGCUCCAAGUCUAAAAAGUGCUACAACCAGCACAUCUCGGUCUCAGAGGUGAAGGUGGACCAGGUGCAGGUGAGCGGUGGAGAUGACGGGACAACUUUCGCUGUGUGUCUGGAUCAGGAUGAGAAGAAGUUCAUCCAAAGUGUGACCAGGUGCGAGGUGUCCCUGUGCUGUAAACCGGGGAGCAGUUCAGACUGGAGGUCCUACAAGCCGCUGCCAGGCCAAGUCCAGCCUCUGCACCCAUCCUACUGCUCGCUGCUCUGCCUCCCCAUCACCUCCUUCUCUGCCUCGUAUUCCUGACACAGUCUACACCGCAGCGAACCACACCGGGGAAAUGAUACGCCCUGCCUUACUCACACAGGGAUGUUCGAACCGAAGCAGCGCCGGACAACGUCUGGAAACGAGUGCAGAGAAAACUUUGCACAGUGCUAAUAAAAAGCAGUGACAUUCGUCAAGCCACAUGCUGUGUAUUUCAGGUUUGCCCUCUAGCUGAAGUCAACGUGUCACACUAGGAGGAGGAGGAGGAGCUUUCUACUUCACAGAAGAAGGCCUACUGUGUAAUAAUUGCUGUUGGGGGUCUUUGAUUGAGGAUUUCACAGGGUCUCAAGGUCCCAGUAGGGCUUUGGGAGACAUCACUUGUUACAUAUGUCACAGCAGCAUAGCACUGAUUACUUGAUUACGAAUGUGUACGUUCCCUUUUUUUUUAAAGAAAUGUGUAAAAAUAUAUAAGCUAUAUUGUGAAGUGAUACUGUUUUCAAGACUGCGUUUCACUCUGUUUUCAUAUGAUGCAAGCAAAUAAAAUGUUUGUUCCAGUCA
Messenger RNA from Scophthalmus maximus (turbot), 4395 nucleotides. Its product is annotated as phosphoinositide 3-kinase regulatory subunit 5. Gene Ontology annotation, molecular function: 1-phosphatidylinositol-3-kinase regulator activity. The record is from RefSeq and is a predicted model, not a curated record. The coding region runs from base 1228 to 3879 and encodes 883 amino acids. Gene Ontology annotation, cellular component: phosphatidylinositol 3-kinase complex, class IB. Gene Ontology annotation, biological process: G protein-coupled receptor signaling pathway; positive regulation of MAP kinase activity. The transcript has 17 exons. NCBI's taxonomy places the organism in Eukaryota, Metazoa, Chordata, Actinopteri, Pleuronectiformes, Scophthalmidae.